Messenger RNA from Impatiens glandulifera, 2832 nucleotides. RefSeq names its product dnaJ homolog subfamily C member 7-like. The transcript has 11 exons. The record is from RefSeq and is a predicted model, not a curated record. Lineage: Eukaryota; Viridiplantae; Streptophyta; Magnoliopsida; Ericales; Balsaminaceae. The coding region runs from base 378 to 2552 and encodes 724 amino acids. Gene Ontology annotation, molecular function: protein binding.
AAGUCUCUCACCAGUCUCCUCUUCUCUGCGCCUUUGCCUUCCCAAAAAAGCCAAGCUUGUCUCUGUAGAAUCAUACUCCCGAUAAUCCGACUACUUUUCUUACUAUCAAUUUACGAUCAUCAUCAUCAUCAUCCGAUAUCCUUCCAGAGUAAUCUCAUUUCUGAUUAUAAUCUUUCAUAUUCGAUCAUACAGAUUGAUAGAUUGAUAGAUUGAUAGAUAGAUACUCUCUAUGCGUCAAAUGAGAAAGCGAAAGCUCAUCUGCUAGCUAACCUAGAUUGUCAACUCAACGCAUUUGCGGUCUGCUUGCUUGCCAUCGGAAACCAUCGGAGAUCGCGAUGUCGGUGGUGAGAUAAGUGUUUAUUUCCUUUAUCGUUAUAAUGAAUGGGAGAGCAAGUUAUGUGCCGGCUUCUUCAGGUCGGUAUGGACAGAAGAUCACCAAGGUGUGGAGACCUGUUGUUUCGCAGCAGCAGCAGCAGCAGACGAAGUCGGAGGAAACAACACCUGCUCCAGAAGAUACAAGCACGAAGACUUCUCCAUCUCCCUCUCCCUCUCCCUCUCCCUCUCGUCAAUUUAAUGGUGAAGAUUAUUCCAGGAGAAGAUAUCCGAGACGGGGAAAACGAUAUGAAACGAAACCACAGAAUAACGUUUCGGAUACCAAAGGACAAACUGGCACUGGCACUGGCACUAGCAAGCAGCAAUGGAUAAGGAAGGGUUCGAAAAGCGAAGAGUCGGUAUCCGGUAAAGAAGCUAACACCAAUAGUGGUAAUAACGACAGACGUUUCAGAAAUCAUUAUGAUCAUAAAUAUACUGGUGUGAGUUCAAGCGAGAAGAAAGAAGAGAGCGGGUUUAAGGAGCGGGCUUCUUCUGCUUAUAGUGCACAAGGUGUUGGAGAGAGGACUUUCAUUUCUGCACGGUGUUGCAUUUCGAAACCAGAACUUGAAACCCCUCAACAGGAUAGUAUAAACUGUACUAUGAGAAAGGAUGAUCCUGUGCAGCAGAGAAAAAGUGAUGUGAUUUUAGAAGCUUGUGCUAAAUGGAGAAUCUGGGGUAACCAAGCUUAUGCAGAUAAAAAACUUUGUAAAGCUGAGGAAUUCUAUACAGAGGGUAUUAACUCUAUUCCUAUUGAUGAGAGGACAGGAUGCUACCUGAAGCCUCUUGUUCUCUGCUACAGCAAUCGUGCUGCAGUGAGGAUGGCUAGUAACAGAAUAAGGGAAGCUUUAGAAGACUGUAAGACUGCUGCUUCAUUGGAUCCUAGCUUUCUUAAAGUUCAAAUUAGAGCUGCAAAAUGCCAUCUUUCACUGGGUGAAGUUGAAGAUGCUCUUUCAACAUUCAGGACUUGUAUGGAAUCAGGUAAUGCUGUGUACUUGGAUCAAAAACUUUCAAUGGAAGCUGCUAAUGGUAUAAAGAAGGCGGAGAAAGUUGCCGAAUAUCUGGAUUCAUGUAAUGGACUUUUUCAACAGAUGUCUCCUAGUGCUGCAACAAGUGCUUUGUCAAUAAUUUCGGAGGCCUUAUCAAUUUGUUUUCAUUCUGAGAGGUUGCUUGAAAUGAAAGGGGAGGCUUUAUUUAUGCUGCGGAGGUAUGAAGAUGUGAUCCAACUAUGCGAGCAGACUCUUGAUUUUGCUGUGGUGAAUUUCCCCCUAAAAGGCAGCCAAGAUGUGUCCAGAAACUUGUCCGUGGAAUUUUGGAGGUCACUUCUAACUUUCAAGUGCCAUUUCCAUAUGGGGAGGCUUGAAUUGGCUAUAGAUGUGUUGGAGCAGCUGGAGAAAAUGAGAUCUGCAGGAGACAUGUAUAGAAGCAACAAUAUGAAGUUUUCAAUUCCUUCAGUUCUCACUCUGCGAGGUGUCCUGGAUAGUAAGGAAGCUGGGAAUGAAGCAUUUAAUUCAGGGAGAUAUGAAGAUGCAGUAGAGCAUUAUACCAAUUCCAUAGUGAACGGCAUACAGUCUCGUCCAUUUGCAGCUAUCUGUUUCUGCAACCGGUCUGCUGCAUAUAAUGCGCUAAACCAAAUUGCAGAUGCUAUUGCUGACUGCAGCUUAGCAAUUGCCCUUGAUGAAAAUUACAUAAAGCCACUUUCUAGAAGGGCCGCCUUGCAUGAGAGGAUUGGAGAUUAUGGUCAAGCCACUACUGACUUGCAGACACUUGUAUCCAUUCUGGAAAAGAAAUUAAAUGGCAAUGUCCAAAUAUAUAGUCUAUUUGAUCGGGCCAUGGACCACGAUCUAGGAGCACUAAGUGAAGUUCGUGGACGACUUUUUGUAGUGCAAGAAAAGGCUAAAAGAACACCCUCCUUGAAGCACCACCUCAUUUUGGGGCUUAUGAAUUCAACUGAUAAAAGUGAAAUAAGAAAAGCAUACAGGAAAUUGGCAUUGAGACAUCACCCAGACAAGGCUGGUCAAAUCUUAGCAAGAAAUGAAAAUGGAGAAGACAUGCAAGAUUGGAAGGAAAUUGCUGAUAAAGUAUACAAAGAUGCUGACAGACUUUUUAAGUUGAUUGGAGAGGCAAAUACAGUACUUACAGAUCGAUCUAAGCAGCAUUCAUUUUUUGAAUUCUGGGAUUGAGUGAUUACAAAUUGAGCUCACUCCAGCAGUUAAGGAAUAGUAAUAAUAAUAUGUGAAGAAUGUGACCGUGGAUGUUUUGCCCAGAAGGUAAAGUGGUCUAAUUCACAACACAUUUCCAACUACCUUUCUAUACUGUUGAAUAUAUAAUGUUUCUUACUGGAUUUGAAAAAGAAGCUCUUAGGACUUAUUAGUCUUUUUUUUUUCUUCUUCUUUUUGGCUCAUAAUGUUUUCUCUUGUAUAUAUCCAUGUUUUGUGAGCCGGAAUGAGGAAUGACUAAUAU